Messenger RNA from Gongylonema pulchrum, 324 nucleotides. NCBI's taxonomy places the organism in Eukaryota, Metazoa, Nematoda, Chromadorea, Rhabditida, Gongylonematidae. The record is from the annotation of a GenBank genome assembly.
ACAACAUCAAACGCGGAAACAGAGACAUCAGAUCUUCCGAAGCCGGACGCAGUUGAUUCUGAGUUUGAUGAGGAGCAGUGCAGUAGUGCUGCUUCUGCUGCUCCCGCUGCCGAUACAGAAGCUGAUGGCACGAACGGUGACAGAACAAAUGACGUGUCGCUUAAUGAGUUAUUGCAAGCGCCUCCGCCACCACCUCUACCUUUCAUGAAUAGAAAGAUGCGUCGGCGUGGCUUCCAUGACCCACCGCGUGCUGCCGAAGCCGAUCUACAAAGUAUUGCUGAAGUUGGACUAGUCAGUCCGGAAAUUCAGGUCAACUUAUUUUAA